AUGACUUUGGGGCCCGCCCACCACAACCUCUCGCAACCAUAUCCUCUCCCCGUCACAUAUUCUUGUCCAUAUGUUACCUACGGGGCUGCACUUGGACACGUUCCCGUCGAGCUCGCGCUUGACACCGGCGUUCACCGUCAGUGGCGCACCUUCUUCCGCGCCGCCUGCCGCAGGUACGCCCUCCUGGAUCACCUCGACUUCGAUGCCCCCGACGCGCCGAACCCGGAGUGGUCUCUCCUCGACGCCACCGUCAUCUCUUGGCUCUAUGGGUAUGUCUCGCUCAGCAUCCUCGACGCCGUCAUGACGCCCGGUGACGAUCCCCUCGCCGUCGAUCUCUGGAACAGCAUCAACGGUCUCUUCAACGACCACAAGAUCAAUCGUCAGCUCCACCUCACGGCCGAGCUCGGCGAUGUCAAGAUGGGAGAGAUGAACAUGGCCGACUAUCUUCAGAAGGUAAAAUCCCUCUCCGAUGGGCUUGCGGAUCUUGGCUCCCCCGUUGAUGAUGCCGAGAUGGUGGUCCACUGCCUCAAUGGCCUCUCCGAGCAAUACGAGGCCGCUGCCGAUCUGAUCUCCCUCAUGUCGGGCAUGACCUUUGCGCAGUGCCACUCGUUGCUCGUGCUCUAG
Molecule: messenger RNA, 624 nt
Organism: Aegilops tauschii subsp. strangulata
Lineage: Eukaryota; Viridiplantae; Streptophyta; Magnoliopsida; Poales; Poaceae
Source: RefSeq, a predicted model, not a curated record